Exophiala aquamarina CBS 119918 is the source of this 1251-nucleotide messenger RNA. RefSeq lists its product as uncharacterized. The record is from RefSeq and is a predicted model, not a curated record. Gene Ontology annotation, molecular function: DNA-binding transcription factor activity, RNA polymerase II-specific; zinc ion binding; RNA polymerase II cis-regulatory region sequence-specific DNA binding. Gene Ontology annotation, biological process: DNA-templated transcription; positive regulation of transcription from RNA polymerase II promoter by galactose. Gene Ontology annotation, cellular component: nucleus. Lineage: Eukaryota; Fungi; Ascomycota; Eurotiomycetes; Chaetothyriales; Herpotrichiellaceae. The transcript has a single exon. The coding region runs from base 1 to 1251 and encodes 416 amino acids.
AUGUCUUUGGGAGCUCUCACCCGCGAGUGGGAUGAGGACACUCGCUACACAAUGAAUCGAUUCGAUUGGUCGCGAAAACUGUUUAAGCUCGCAACCAUUGCAUUGGGGGACUUUCCCGGCUCAAAUGAGCUUGAGAGCAUACAAGCCUAUGUCAUCAUGGCAAAGGUUUGUCAAAACGAGCUUAACCCUAACUUGGCAUAUAUGUAUCUUGGCCAUGCUAUUCGAACAAGUCUAUCUGCUGGCUACAAUCGACGCUCUUCGAGUCCAUCGCCACGGGACCAAGAGAUAUCUAGGACUUGGUGGGGACUCUUCUCUCUGGAAAUGGAAACCAGCUUCGCUCUUGGACGGCCGGAUUCUUUGGGCCUGGAGAUCUACCACUCCAGAUCACUACCAGAAGUUGACGAAUCUCCAACCGCGAUCAUCGCCUGCAUGGUCGAUCUAGCAAAAAUCGUGAGGAAAGUGUCCACCUCGGUUUAUCUUUCCAAUGAUAGUAUUGCGCAAAAGUUUAGAGCAGCAGAAAAGAUUGAAACUGAGCUCGAUCAAUGGAUAAGUGGCUUGCCUCAAAUUAUCAAGCCUGAAUUUUUGGAACCGAUGGGCGGCGACACUUGUCUCAAGAGCAAAAUCCCAAUGUGGGCCAACCGACAGGGCCAUACACUUGGCUUUCGCUUUUACAAUAUUAAAAUGGUACUUUACAGACCAUUCCUUCUAUACACCGUCCAUGAACACAGAGAAUGUCGAGCAGAUUUUGAUGAAGCUGUUACUAAAUGUGUUGCCGCGGCUACCAGGACGAUCGAGUUCAUGAAUUACAUGUAUUGUAAUUUCUCCUACUUUCGCACUUGGUGGUACAACACAACAUACACAUUGUAUGCUGCAUCAAUAAUUGUAUUCUAUGCACAGAAGACUGCGACUUUACUCGAGCUUCAAGGACUCCUCCGCCUCGUCGAUAUGAGCGUUGGCAUUCUCAAGACAAUGGAUGAGAAUACAGUCGCCAAAAAGGCUGCCGAUCUGGUCGAGAAGACGGCGAUGCGUAUCCGCGAGAGAGAAUCGCGUUCUGAUGUCGACCCUUUGCAAAAUAACGAAUUCACUGCUCAGAGUUCAGCUGCCGACAACAGUGACGGAGUAUCCGGGGCACCAUUCGAGCAGUUUGCAUACGACCCCUUUGACGACAACCAGCUUGAUUUUAUGACUCAGCUCUUUCCGUUACUUUCGGGCGAUGAUGUUAUGUGGAGUGAAAACAAUGAUCCUUUAUGA